Messenger RNA from Dibothriocephalus latus, 369 nucleotides. Lineage: Eukaryota; Metazoa; Platyhelminthes; Cestoda; Diphyllobothriidea; Diphyllobothriidae. The record is from the annotation of a GenBank genome assembly.
AUGGUCCUCACUGAAAAGUCAGUCUGUGGGGCAGCCGAUAAAAUUCUUGGAUACACCCAGCGACGCCACAAUGAUUCGAUCAGCGGACGAACCCUGCGGUUGUCUGCUGAGACAGCCCUAGUUAGGGGCCGUAAUGAUGAUUCUUUCUACCAACUAAGAAAGACAACAGCAAAAUCGGCCAGAGAGGACCGAAAGAAAUACUGGUUUGAAAUAGCAACCUCGAUGGAGCAGGCCUCGAACGUCGGUGAUAAUCGGAAGCUCUACGAACUUAUUAUCCAAGCUAGUUGUAAGCUAUCUUCACUAAGUGACUCAGUUUUUGACGUGAAUGGCGGCUUUAUUGCUGGCAACGCGACCAAGGUCGAGCGCUAA